ACAGCGUAUUCUUUUAUCAAAACAGUUUGAACAAUAUCUGUUAAUUGGUAAUCAUGGUAUUCUGUAUUUUGGUAAUGGUGUAUUAUCAUACUCUUCUUCAUUUCUUAAUGUGCAAUGCCUAUAUUUUGUUAAUCUAUCUUCUUUAAUACAAUGUGAUUUGUGA
Molecule: messenger RNA, 163 nt
Organism: Racocetra persica
Lineage: Eukaryota; Fungi; Glomeromycota; Glomeromycetes; Diversisporales; Gigasporaceae
Source: the annotation of a GenBank genome assembly